GUCGUAGUCUUGUUGAACUUUUCUUUGAUAUAUUGUAAUAAAUAUAAUUUUUUCACCUAAAAAUUUCUAAAAUAAGAUUUGAGACCAAGAUAUGUAUGUUAUCCCAAAGAUCUAGAAAAUUUGUUCUGUUCUCUUCUCUCUCUAACCUCUCUCUAAACUCUCUCGCUGCUGCUCGUUUUCUCGCGAUUGCGAUGGCUGCCUCGUCGUCGGAUUCUGCUCCGACGACGGGCAAGGUUUUGGGGGGAUGCACCUGGGCGCAGUUAUUUGAUAUCGCUCCGGAGAAUCGGAUGAAGUAUCGGCCUCCAGAGCGUGUUAACGAUGGGUUUCGCAUCCCUCGGGAGGUAAAGCAAAAGGGGGAAGAGCGAUGGCGAGAUUGCUUGAUCGGGCAGUUCGUCGGAGCUCAACCUAAGGUGGCGCAGUUACAGACAUGGGCUACCUCAAUUUGGGGGGGAGAUGGGGCUGUCAGGGUUUCCAGAUUUGGACCUCGUUUGUUUGUUUUCCAGUUUCGUUCUGCAUCAACCAGUAAGUGGGUUUUCAGAUCAGGACCAUGGCACUAUCAAGGGAAUCAACUCUACCUCAGGAAGUGGACGCCGGGGAUACAAUCAGUUGCUCCUCAGGUAGAAUCUCUUCCUAUCUGGGUUAAUAUCUGGGGUAUUCCUUUGGAGUAUCACUCGGUGGAAGGGUUGGAAUGGGUUGCUAGCACAGUUGGCCCGCCUCUUUGGAUGGAUAAAACCACAAGGGUGGGUGGGCAAUUGGGAUAUGCAAAAGUCUGUGUCGAUCUUGCUGCGGACUGUGGUUUUCCAUCUUCAAUUCGUCUCUAUCCGGAUGAGGAUCCGAGUUUUGCUGUGGAAGUAGAAUAUUUGAAUUUACCUAGGGUCUGCCCUGUCUGUGCUGUUUAUGGUCAUGACUGCAAUGCUCUGGCUCGAAGUAAUAAGAAGUGGGUAGUAAAGCAUAAAGUUCAAUCUAAUGUUGAGACAGGAUCAGGGGAGGCUUUUGUUGAUUCUGGAGUGUUGUCUGUGGUUGGAUCUGAGAUGCAAACUGGAGUGGAACCUGCAGGGAGUCAUGUAGUUCAAUCUGUGGUUAAUGCUGUACUGAGUGACAAAGCACAGUUAACAGAACCUGUGGCUAUUAGUGUGGAUGUUCAGGAUAUCUCUAAUUCUUCUACAAAUGGGAAUGCAAAUGCUCGGUUUGUGGACGUGGUAAUGGGAUCAUCAGUUGUUACUGGGAGUCCUAGUGCCUUACUGCAACAGCCUGUUGUAGCUAGUCCGCCUGUUUCAGGGAAGCUAGUUACUCAGAAUCCAGUACUUGUCAAAGAGAUUAAUCCUUGGAUAACUGUUGGUUCUAAGAAGAAACCUACUCCUCCUAAAGUGCUUGAGCCUAUUCUUCCUCGGAAAGGGGGAAGAAUUGGGAAGAAGAAAUGAAGAUACUCACAUGGAAUAUCCGGGGAUUUAAUGACCCGGAUAAGAAUAAGGCUGUACAGCAGCUGAUUACUACACAUAAUAUAGAUAUUAUAGUUAUACUAGAGCCUAGAGUUAGAAGUAAUAAAGCUGAUGAGCUGAUAAAUAGACGGUUUUCUGGUUGGAAGUUUAAGGUUUCUAAUAAUGCUGAUGGGCUGGGGAAGUUGUGGCUUUUGUGGAAAGAAGACAUAAAACUACAGGUUUUACAUACUACAGAUCAACUUAUCCAUGUUAUGGUUGGGUCUGGGGUUCCUUUCUUUUUCUCUGUCAUUUAUGCAUCUAAUGAGGAGGUUGAUAGAAGAUGUCUAUAUUCUGAUUUGGUUAAGUAUCAGGUGGACUCUCUUCCAUGGGCAGUUUUAGGAGACUUCAAUGCAAUUGGUAAUCCAAGUGAAGCUUCAAAUCAUCCCCAAGUAUCUAGUAGCAUGACUGAAUUUAAGAAGUGGCAGUAUGAUUGUGAGGUAGAAGAGCACAAGGCCUCAGGGCCAUGGUUUACAUGGAUUAAUAAACAGCAGAGUAAUCC
Messenger RNA from Linum trigynum, 1977 nucleotides. The record is from the annotation of a GenBank genome assembly. NCBI's taxonomy places the organism in Eukaryota, Viridiplantae, Streptophyta, Magnoliopsida, Malpighiales, Linaceae.